CAUUGAAAGGGCUCAGUUAAAGAGGGAAAAAGACAAGUGUGGGGAAAAAGGCGCCUCUUUGACGGGCAUUGCAUUGUUGCUUGAGAGUUGAACCCCGACUUUCCUCCUCUCUACCUUUCUUGUUUCUUUCUCACACGCUUCUUAUCCUGCGGAUUUGAGGGGCCUUCGCCUCGUAUUUUAUUUUCCGCUCUGUUGCAACUUUCCUCUCAGUCACUUCCGGAACUCUGAUAGAAAUGCCUCUGCAUCGGUCGUCUUCAGGUGGUGGCGCCGAGGUGCUCGAUCUAGAAACUGCUGUCAAAGGCGGGGUUUUGGACGGCAAAGCUGCGCUGCCUGGUGGUGGCUGCGGCGAUGGUGAUAAAAUAGAUCUGAAGGUGUUGAUUGAAGAGCUUGACUCAGUUGAUGUGCCGUCGGUGUUCAUCUGUCCAAUCUCGUUGGAGCCUAUGCGAGAGCCUGUGACUCUUUGCACGGGUCAGACCUACGACAGAUCCAACAUUCUCAAAUGGUUCGCUCUGGGUCAUAAUACCUGCCCCACGACGAUGCAGGAGCUCUGGGACGAUUCAGUGACGCUGAACAGGACUCUCAGCCAAUUAAUCCAUAGUUGGUUCUCGCAGAAGUACCUCUCAUUGAGGAAGCAGUUCCAGGAUGUGCAAGGAGGAGCUCUGGAGCUCUUAGGGACACUCAAGAAGGUGAAGGGUCAAGCCAGAGUUCAUGCUCUUCGGGAUCUUAGGCAGCUUGUCACCGCCCAUGCGUCCACAAGGAAGAGAGUCGUGGAAAAUGGUGGGCUGUCUUUAAUUUCUUCUUUACUGGGUCCUUUCACUUCCCACGCAGUUGGGUCGGAAGCAAUAGGAAUUCUAGUGAACCUGGAUUUGAAUUCAGAGUCGAAGAGAAAUCUGAUGCAUCCAGCCAAGAUAUCUUUGUUGGUCGAUGUUAUGAACGAAGGAACGAUUGAGACAAAGAUGAACUGUGCAAAAUUGAUUGAAGCAUUGUUGAUGGAAGUGAAUGAGUCGGAGACGGAGAUUUUGUCAAGCCUGAGUCUUUUGGUCGGAUUACUGAGGUUAGUGAGGGAUAAGAAACACCCAACUGGGGUCUUAACUGGACUCAUGUUACUGAAGACAAUCUGUUCCCACGAAUCAGUCAGAAGCUCCAUGGUAAGCCUAGGAGCAGUGGCUCAGUUGAUUGAGCUUCUUCCAAGUUUAAGCCACGAAUGCCUAGAGAUAGCCCUGUACAUUCUAGAGGUAUUGUCAACUCUUCCAGAGGGAAGACUGGCAUUGAAAGAGUGCCCGAACAUCAUACCCAAUGUGGUGAAGUUAAUGAUGAGAGUAUCAGAGAGCAGCACUCAAUUCGCUUUGUCAAUAUUGUGGGCUAUCUACAAGCUUGCCCCUGAAGAAUGUGCAUCACAGGCGGUGGAGGCAGGUUUGGCACCCAAGCUUCUGCUUGUGAUUCAGAGUGGUUGCAACCCAGUGUUGAAGCAGAUGUCUACCGAGUUCUUGAAAAUGUGCAGUCUCAAUUACUCCACUAGCCUCUUGAUUUCUAAAUGUAUGCUCACCAGAACAAUACGAUGAAAGUAUGAGGGCAGCUUGUUCAUAUUCCUUUCCAGUCAUAUUUUCGCUGCUACCCUUGAUAUGUGCAUAUUAAAUUACAUAACUUUUAUACUUAUCAAGCUUCAAAUUUGUUCUUCCGCUUUCCUUUGCAAGUCAUUGUUAAUCUGCGGUAUAUUACUAGUCGAAUUACCUCUAUUUGUUUACAUAAAAAGCUGAUGGGUCGUGAUUCAAAUCAACAAUUUGGCUGCUUCUCAUCCAUAUCGACCAAUUAAUUGGUCCACUCACGAUAUAACGUGUUGUACCUUCGAAAACAAUUCAGUUGGAAGUGGAACUCUGAUAGCACUGUUAAUGACAUGGUGUUCUUCUUC
Neltuma alba is the source of this 1909-nucleotide messenger RNA. RefSeq names its product U-box domain-containing protein 30-like. Lineage: Eukaryota; Viridiplantae; Streptophyta; Magnoliopsida; Fabales; Fabaceae. Gene Ontology annotation, molecular function: ubiquitin protein ligase activity. Gene Ontology annotation, biological process: protein ubiquitination. The coding region runs from base 234 to 1562 and encodes 442 amino acids. The record is from RefSeq and is a predicted model, not a curated record. The transcript has a single exon.